AACAUCUUAUUUUUACCAUAGCGCGGUCAAUUUCUAUCCAAUUGGCAUGCAACUAAUGCCAAAAUGUUCAUAAUUCAAUGCCCAAUCUUGUGAUAUGCGAAGGUAUGCGCUCUACCGAGUGCCCGUUCUAGUUACUAAUGCAUUCGUUUGAAAAUAGUAUCUUAAUCUUGAAGUUGAUCAAGUGGGAACUAUUCAUGUAUAGCAACUUAUCAUACUUCAUAAGAUGAAGCUGUGAAGUAACGAGUAAGUAUCGCUGGCAAAGAAAUGUAAUGCAGCUGGGGCAAAUGCUGUAGUACAGUACAAGUGCAUCAAAAAUGGUAAUGAUCAAUGUUUUUUUGCCCUUUUAUUUUGAAGCCACGGUUUCAUUUCCGGUGCCGAGCUGCGUAACCCCGUCCAUCUUGACGUCGCUCCAGUUAAACGGUUCUCCCGCUCCCUCUUCCAUCAGAGGCGCUUCAUCACUCCUCCGUCCGCCUGUCACGCCCUGCGGCCGUGGGAAUAAGACGUUGAAUUUGUUUUUACAUCGCCUUUACGGAGAAGAAAAAACAAAAUGGCAAGCAGCUUCUCCAGAAUCCUGUCCUCCAAACGGAGGAUCGGGGUCCUGACGUUCGUGGGGGGCUCGGUAACGGCCGGUUUUCUGCUCUACCGGCAACGUGUCGGCGGAGCGCCGGUGCGCAGAAGCUACCCGGCCAGAGUCCAAAUAAAACUCCAACGCGGUCACCCGGCAACCGUGGAAGAGCCAUGCACGGGAUCACAUCACCCAGGACCCCUCAAACCCCUCGGACCCCUCGGACCCCUCAAACCCCUCUGACUCCUCGAACCCCACCUCCAUCGAGGAAGCGUGUUUUCCCUGUUGCCCAGAGCCCCGUGGCGAGUGGAUCUCGUGACCUCGGUCGGGCUCUGAGAGGAAGUCCGUUCAGAUCUCCAGCCCGACAGACUCUCGCGUUGGAGACGCCCACCGAGGAGAGCCCCCUGAGGAGCCCCCUGAGGAGCCCCCUGAGGGGGAUCCUCAGGACUCCGGUCAAGGCGGACUCCGUCUCCGGACCACAUCUUCUCAGCAGUCCGCUUUUGAAGACGCCGAAGAAAAGCGUCACGUGGUCUCCGUCGCCUCAGAAGCGCCUAGCGGCGGCGGACGACGACGCCGCUGCUUUCAAAGUGCCGGAUUCUCCCCGCGCCGCGUCCCCCAGACUGUCGAGAACUCCCAAGGAGCUCGGCUCGCCGGCCGCCGAGGACGCACGCACCACGAGAGACAUUUUCAAAACCCCGGAUAAGACUUGUCAAGUGAGCCUCGUCAGGGUUUCGGAACAUGUCCUGUCGUCGCGUGAAAAGAAUCCGAGGUCGUCUGAAAAACUUUCCGACGGGACGCAGACCCCUCAGAAGGACACGCCUCCCCCACAAUGCACCCCGCCUCCGGCCCACCGCCGCUCGCCCCUCAUGGGAACUCAACCCCAGACCCCGAGUCCUCCUCACAAAAUGCUGACUCGCUCCGGACGAACUCCGGGUAAAAGCUCCGCCCCCUCACCCGCGUGUGAGCCGGUAUCCACACCAGCGGACCUUUCGGAAACAUCGGAGACAUCGGGGAGGUCUCCGGGGAGAAUGCGGUCGGGUCACGGCGCCCGAACCCCCGGACGGGACUCGACGCCCCGGCCGGGCGAGAACGUUCCCGCAGAAUGUGACCGGCACCGCGACCCGGCGGAGACGUCGACGAACGAGGCGGCGCGAGCCGAACCGGACUCCGGUUCCCACGGCAACUCGCAGCAGCCGGACUCGUCGCGCUCCGACGACGACGGCAUGGACAUCGUGGACGCCGCCGUGGUGAAGACCCAGUUCAGCGGCGGCAUCAAGAUGAACAUCAGCUUUUCGCGGAAGCCCUCGAAGUCCGGCGAGGACGCGUCGCCGAGCGACGGAGGAGACGCGGCGCCCCGGACCUACGGCUUCCGGCAGACCCCCGAGCGGCAGCAGAGGGAGGCGGCCGCUCGCCUGGGCUACGGGAACGAACCCGCUCGGUUCUCCGCGCCUCGGGGCCCGGCGAGGCCGAGGGGCGCCGCCGCUCCGACGCCGCUGACCUACCAGGUGGAGCUGGAGAUGCCGACGUCGGGGCUUCCCAAGCUCAAGAUCAAACGCACGGACUCCGCCUCGGACGGCGGGCCUCGGUCGGGGGUCCGAGGCCCGCCUCCGCCGGAAAGCCCCGUGGCGCUGCUCUCCAAGCACCGAGACCCCGGCUGCGUCUCGCCGUCUGUCUGCGCUCACGUCACGCCGGCCAAGAGCACGCCGGGGAAAGGCGGAGGCGUCCAGACGUACAUCUGCCGGUCCUACACGGCGGCCACGGCGGACCUCAUCCCGCUGACUCCUUCGCCUCAGAGCGGCGGGAAGGCGACGCCGGACAACUUCAGCAGCUGGCCUCGCCGCAAGAGGGCUCAGAUCGGCGUGGGCGGAGCCAAGGAGCACCGCGGGCCGAAGGGCGAGCCGCCGCCGGAGGAAGCCGAGCUCGGAGUCGGCAGACUGCAGCAGGACGGCGAGGACGAGGCCUCCAGCCAGAAGGCGGCGGGGGUUUUUUCUCUGGCUUCCAAGCGCUCGCCGCCGGCCGGAGAAGACGCGUCCCCUCUUUCUCCGGUGGAGGACUCGUACUGGACGGAGAAGCUGGCGCAGCACGCCGCCGCCGCCGAUCCUCCGAGAGCGGACGAAGACGUCGUCUGGGCCGCCGGGGACGUCAAGUCGGCGACGCCUCCCAACUCGAAGGCCAGGAAGUCGGUGACGGCGAGCGGGAUCCUGGCGCUCACUCGCUCCCCGCUGCUGUUCAAGAGCCAAACGGGCUCCUCUAGGAGGAGGACUCCCACUUUUAAAGACGAGGCGUCAUCGGGGAGGACGGCGGCCGUGGAGGGAGAGGACGGCGCCCCCUUCAGCCGGCCGAGCCGGCGCUCCAGCUCGGGGAAGAACUGCAGCCGGAAGAGGCUGCUGCACUGACCCGGGAAAACUGUGACGCCGGGAGCCUUUUGAUUGGUCGGGAGCUUUUUAAUUGGCCGGGAAACUUUUGAUGUUCAGGAGCCUUUUGAUUGGCUGGGAGCUUUUUGAUUUGCCGGGAACUUUUGAUGUUCAGGAGCCUUUUGAUUUGCCGGGAGCUUUCUGAUUGGCCGGGAACCUUUUGAUUGGCCGAUCUGAGAGACUCCUUUGGAGCACCACUUGAAGAGGCCUUUGAAGACGAAUGAAUGUCCCUCUCAGUCUCCUCUCCGUUCUCUAACCGCUGGCUUUUUUGUUUUAAUCGGCACAUUUCAAAGAUCGCAGAGAUGAAAAGCUGCAUUUCCUCUUUCAAAAUACACCUUUUGUUUUCCUCACGUGUCUCUGUGAAGCUUUUAGAUUUUUAUUUUAAAGAGCUGAUUUGCAAUCGAGGCUUAAGUUUGUUGAUAUAAAUACUAUUCAUGUUUAUUUAUUUAUUUGGUUUAAGUGAAAGGGAAGGUCCUAAUGACGGAUUCCGAUUGUAAAUAUCUUAUGUUGCCAAAGUCGUGUGUAAAUAAAUAUCAGUUUUCUUAAUUAA
Pseudoliparis swirei is the source of this 3529-nucleotide messenger RNA. Its product is annotated as treslin-like. The record is from RefSeq and is a predicted model, not a curated record. Gene Ontology annotation, biological process: response to ionizing radiation; DNA replication; mitotic G2 DNA damage checkpoint signaling. Bases 739 to 2961 code for a protein of 740 amino acids. The transcript has 4 exons. Gene Ontology annotation, molecular function: chromatin binding. Gene Ontology annotation, cellular component: nucleus. NCBI's taxonomy places the organism in Eukaryota, Metazoa, Chordata, Actinopteri, Perciformes, Liparidae.